Molecule: messenger RNA, 531 nt
Organism: Dermacentor andersoni
Lineage: Eukaryota; Metazoa; Arthropoda; Arachnida; Ixodida; Ixodidae
Source: RefSeq, a predicted model, not a curated record
AUGGCGUACCAAGUUCCACAGUUCGACGACGCCAAGGACAAGUGGUCGUCAUACUAUAUCUGCGUCGAGUCGUACUUUGAGGGUAACGACAUCGUCAACGACGCUAAAGAAAGGGCGCUUCUCAUCUCGGCCCUGGGUUCGAAGCUUAUCGACGUACUUAGUGGGCGUUGUGCCCCGCGGAAGGCGUACUUGGACGACGUUCUGGUUGCCGAGAAGGGGAAUGACGGCGGAAAGAACCUCAAGGCAGUUCUCCAGCGCUUUCGGGAGUACGGCGUCAAGGUAAGGAAGGACAAGUGCACCUUCAGGAUGCCUGAGGUUUCGUACCUUGGCUACAAGAUCAGUACAGGAGGGCUGCAACCUCUGGAGAAGAACAUGGGCGCUAUCAUGAAGGCGCCAACACCCAACAACGUGACUGAACUGCGUUCCUACUUGGGUCUUCUCACACUCGUGGUUCCCGAGGCUGCUCGUGGUGACAUGCUGCAAUUCCUGCACGUGACGUACCAGGGAAUGCAGAUCAAGGAAGCAAGCUGA